Daphnia pulex (common water flea) is the source of this 805-nucleotide messenger RNA. Its product is annotated as RWD domain-containing protein 1-like. NCBI's taxonomy places the organism in Eukaryota, Metazoa, Arthropoda, Branchiopoda, Diplostraca, Daphniidae. Gene Ontology annotation, biological process: cytoplasmic translation. The record is from RefSeq and is a predicted model, not a curated record. The coding region runs from base 79 to 786 and encodes 235 amino acids. The transcript has 3 exons. Gene Ontology annotation, molecular function: protein binding.
AAUGUGUCGUCUGCUCUCUCACAUGUUGACAUGUGAGAAUUUAACAGUACGUCAUUAACUGUUUUCUCCUAUUUAAUAAUGUCACAAAAUUCACAAUACAAAGAGGAACAAUUGGGCGAGAUAUUCUCUCUCGAAUCAAUUUAUCCCGAUGAACUGGAAAUUCUGGAAGAGGAGCCAUUCCAUCAAUUUAAACUGCAAGUGAAAUCCGAAGGACACGAUGAAGAAGAAGGGAUCGGUUAUGCAUGUGACCUUAAAUUUACCUACACACCAACUUACCCAGAAGAAAUUCCAAUGAUUGAAAUCAUGGAUGAUGUAGGUUUGGAUGAUGAGCAGUUGGAAAGACUGAAAGACCGUCUUGAAAAAGAAGCUGAAGAUAAUCUAGGAAUGGUGAUGAUAUUCUCUUUAGUCUCCACUGCCAAUGAGUGGCUUAAUAAUGAAUGGGAUGCUGAGCUUAGGCGUCGGGAUGAGGAAGCAGAACGUAAAAUACUUGAAGCUGAAGAAGCAGAGAAUAAAAAGUGUCAUGGUACUGCUGUUACUGUGGAGAAUUUUCUACGGUGGAAGGCUGAGUUUGAUGCUGAGAUUGCUGCACUGAAGAAACCAGAGAAGGAAGACAAGGAUAAGAAGCUCUCUGGUAGAGAGUUGUUCAUGGUUGACAAAUCACUGAUUGAAUCUGAUUUGAAAUUCUUGGAAGAGGGUGGAGAAGUUGUCAAUGUUGAUGAAUCCUUGUUCCAGGAUUUGGAAGAUUUAGGUUUAGAUGAUGAACUUGUGUCAGAUGGAAGUGAUUAAAAUAAAAUACUGGCUAUUA